Molecule: messenger RNA, 3916 nt
Organism: Myxocyprinus asiaticus (Chinese sucker)
Lineage: Eukaryota; Metazoa; Chordata; Actinopteri; Cypriniformes; Catostomidae
Product: epsin-3-like
Exons: 10
Coding region: 189-1937 (582 amino acids)
Biological process (GO): endocytosis
Cellular component (GO): clathrin vesicle coat; plasma membrane; endosome
Molecular function (GO): clathrin binding; phospholipid binding
Source: RefSeq, a predicted model, not a curated record
UCUCUCUCUCUCUCUCUCUCUCUCUCUCUCUCUCUCUCUCUCUCUCUCUCUCGGUACCAGAUCACGGCUGGUCAGUAAGAUGAUGCCGCAGCACUCGCUUGGGCUCUGAUUAGCGUGACUGUCUGCCUACCUCGUCUUACACCAGGAGGCCAAAGAACCGCCCACACACACUCUCUCGCGCUGUCGCUAUGACGACCUCGGCCCUGCGGCGACAGGUGAAGAACAUCGUGCACAACUACUCGGAUGCAGAGAUCAAGGUGAGGGAGGCGACCUCUAAUGACCCCUGGGGUCCGUCCAGCUCGCUCAUGUCAGAGAUCGCCGAGCUGACAUUCAGUGUUGUGGCAUUCAGUGAGGUCAUGGCCAUGGUCUGGAAACGCCUCAACGACCACGGCAAAAACUGGAGACAUGUAUACAAGGCUCUGACACUGUUAGAUUAUUUGGCUAAGACGGGUUCGGAGCGCGUCGCCCAGCAGUGUCGUGACAACGCCUUCACCAUUCAGACUCUCAGAGACUUCCAGUACGUGGACCGCGAUGGGCGAGAUCAGGGCAUGAACGUGCGUGAGAAAGCCAAACAGCUUGUAGCACUGCUGAGAGAUGAGGAGCGUUUGCGUCAGGAGCGAACGCAGGCACUGAAGACCAAAGAGAGGAUGGCGGGUGGAGGCGGGGUGGGCGGCGUUCCACCCGCAUAUCCUAGCAGACGCAGCAGUCAGCCAAGCAUGGCAGCACUGUAUGGAGAAGACUUCAACUACUCCAGAGGAUCACCAUCAUCAUUUAACUCAUCGUCCUCGUCUCCUCGAGCAUCUGAUCUGGAACAGACUCGACCGCAGACCAGCGGAGAAGAAGAACUGCAGCUGCAGCUCGCAUUAGCCAUGAGCAGAGAGGUCCAGCGCACACAUCAGGGGGAUGAAGGUCAACUUCAGAAAGUUCUGGAAGAGAGCCAGAGAGAGGGAAAAUUAGGAACUGGAGAGUCAGCCAUGAUUGAUCUGGUGGAUAUAUUUGGCCCCUCGUCUGCUGUUCCAGUGAGCGAUGAUCCUUGGGAUACCCAACCCAUAUGUCCUGUGUCCUCUGACCCCUGGGAGUCUGUAGCUGGAGUAAACUCCAUCAACCCUGUGGCUGUGGCUGGUAGUCCCUGGAAGCCCCACCCUUCCUCCAGUAGCCCUGCCCACUCUUGGAGCACCCACCAAUCACCUCCUGAUCCCUGGGAAGCCCCUCCUUCAAAUCUCAACUCUAAUACGACUGAACAAGCCUGCAGGAGCCUGGCCAGACCAGUGCCAAGUGGAAAGGAUCCAUUUUCCAUUCAAGAAGAGGAGGAGGAGCUUAGAGAGGAGGAGGAGGGGCCUAAAGUGGAGCAGGAGGGGCCAAACCGAGUGUUCAGCCCUCGCUGUGAGAGUCCUUCAGAUGUUGAUCAGUUUGGCGAGUUGGUAGUUGGCGUUCAAGUCAACGGGGUGGCAAGCGACAGUCCAGAGGCCAUUGACCUCUCUCAUCUAGGGCCUCCUCUUGAUGUGGUGGCCCCCAGACUGUGUCGGACCCCUGAGGCGUUCUUCGGACCCACCGCUGCCUCACUCGUAAACCUUGACAUGCUUAUUUCGACCAACCCACCUGCCAAGAGCAAAAACCCCUUCCUGUCAGGUCUGAGCACACCAUCACCCACAAACCCUUUCCACUGUGAGCAGCCAAGACUGACUCUGAAUCAGUUGAAACCCAACUCCACCUCUUCCAUGCCGGCCCACACCCUGUCCUACAGCCCUUCCCUCCCCCUGCCCCUGCUGCAGCAGAAGCCUCAGUCAUUGCCUUCUUCCUACACCCAGGCCCACCACGGCCUGCUAGAUAUGCCCAGUAACCUGCCCCAGCCUCUGCUACCCCUCACCCCUGCCCCUCUCAACCCUUCCACAUUACUACCACACCACAAGGGUCAAGGCUACAACCCCUUCCUAUGAGGAUUCAGACUGAAACUGGAUUGGAAUCACUUUUAUUCACAUUUGUUUCUGAAGUGGAUUCUCAAUGUGAAAAUGUGCACUGAAACUGAAAUACUCUUUGUGAUUGAGUUUCAGUGUGGAUGGACAAAAGUGAAUGAAGUGCUGAUUUACUCUGAGUUACUCCUCAUAAUUUGGUUUCAACGUGAAUGGACUGAAGUGAAACAAGAUCAGAUUUACACAGUAUUAUUCCUCGUGAUUUGGUUUCAGUGGAAACAGUCAAAAGUGAAUCAAGAGCUGAUUUACUCUUGAUUACUUCUCCUGAUUUGGUUUCAGUAUGAACGGACUGAAAUGAAUCAAGCUGAUUUGAAUGCCUCAUUUGAAAUAUUACUAAAGAACAAAUCAGGGUUGUUUUUUAGUGAAAAAUACUUUCUAAUAAGACAGUAAACGUUAAAUGCUGACUGGAUUUAUUAACUUGACAGUUAAAAUGGCAUCUAUAUACAGUGUAAUAGUUAAUUUAAGAAUAAGCGCUAAGCCUGGACAUUGCUUUAUAGUGAAUUUAAAAUCAACAUGAAAUCAACAUUUACUCAGUUUGCUCUUAAAUACACAUUCCUGGUCUUAUUUUGCUAAAUGUUUUGGUACAUGUUAUUCCACUGGAAAAAACAAACGUUUGUCUCUAAAAUCUUUCAUCAAAAUGUAUCCGUCUUUGAAGCGACUUUCCUUUUCGGCUGAUGUCACAGAAUCAAGUACAACCUUACAUUUCUUUUUCUCAUUGAAUAUUCAGUUUCACUCAGAAACGUCACAUUGCGGAAGUAAAAUGGGUUGUGAACGUGUUUCAUUUAGACUUCAAAGGCUACAAAAUACUCUACCCAAGUACAUGAAUGCAAAUUAUGCAUUCUAAAAUGAGUCAGACUGCAAGCACAUGCUGCGUUCUCAGCAUUGCCACAAGGGGCGCUAUAGCGAGAUUAGUGUGAACUGUCCACUUCUAUGGUGAGUUUUUUCUAUCAAUUCAACUACUGUCAUGACAGAGUAACAGUUUGAAGACAAUAUUGCUAAGGAAUUAGGUUUAAGUAACAAAACAAUAACACAUCCAGUUUAAUUGCACAGACUUUUAAAGAAAUCUCUAUCGCUCCAUUAAGUACUGAAGAUCGUUACUGCCACGGUAACGCAAGAACGCAGGUUAUGACGGCAAUGUGGUGGCCAAACGAUUUAAUCUGUGUGCGUGUAUUUGUGUAAAGUUUGUUUCUUGCCUAAACCAAAGCUGGCUUCAUGUUCAAAAGUUCUCAAUGAUUUGCUCUUUUGAUACAGAGACAGCAUGCUGCUUAUGAAUUUAGGAAAUGGUUUGAAUGUCAGUAUUUCAGUCAGAAAUAUACUCUCAGCUGUAACAUAUGUGGAACUGAAGAUGGAAAGGCAGGAACAUAAUGGAACUUAUGACUUGUCACUGAGAAUAUAUGCAUCACAUAAUAUUUCUAUACACAAAUAUUUUCUAAUUUACUUUCUGUUGCCUUGUAUCGACGGAUCCCUAGGAAUGUUUGACGCACAGCGUCUAGCACUGAUUGUAACCAUCUCCUCCACCAAACCACGUGCCUGUCCUACUGACAGUCCCACAAUGUAUUGGGGCUGUCGCCUCACUUGCUGUUUGGAUCUCCAUAGCGCCACCCACAGGAAAAAGACAUACAGACAAUACUUAAUGCUGAAUUAUCCUAUGCUGUUGUUUCCUCCACUUUAACAGUAAAGCUGGUACUUGUUAUUAAUCUCUGCUAAUGAAUAUGACAUUGAGUUCAGCGUAUUCCCUAUUAAAUGGAACCAGGUUAAUCGUUUAAUCUAUUACAGGCUAAUUGGUGUACAUUCAUGGCACUAAUAAAUUAAUGUUAUUCACUUUUCAUGCUGAUUAUUAUUUUGUGCUCAUUUUUAGUUUUUCUCUCCAUUUCAUGUUAAAGGCCCCAUGAAAUUGUUUGACAAACAAUUCUCAUCUCUUUUGGGUGUACUCUCCCUUGAAGUGA